Molecule: messenger RNA, 4156 nt
Organism: Thlaspi arvense
Lineage: Eukaryota; Viridiplantae; Streptophyta; Magnoliopsida; Brassicales; Brassicaceae
Source: the annotation of a GenBank genome assembly
CUUGUUCUUCUCUGGGUUUUUUAGUGCAUGAGAUUAUAUAUUAUUUUUGGUAAUCAUAACAUGUUAAAUCACAAUUGACUAUCUGUUUAUUUAUUCGAAAAUCAGGUUGCUUUAGUUUGUUUCAUCCGAUUCUGGUCUUAUACACUUUGAAAUUUCUCUAAUUUGUUUCGUUAUAUUCAUUUUGUUGUUUGGUCAAAAGUCUCUGCUUUUCCAUUUUUCAGGUUUUUUUUUUUGAAUAGCUUGUGAGAGCCUGAGACGAAGGAGUUUGGUGUAGACAUCAUCCUCUUGUGGUUUGUUCGUAUUUGCUGGAAAAAAAAAUGGAGGUUGUGGCGAAGAGUAACUCGAAACGUAUGUAUUCAUGGUGGUGGGAUAGUCACAAUACCCCCAAGAAUUCCAAAUGGCUUCAGGAGAAUCUUGCAGAUAUGGAUAGUAAUGUGAAGAAGAUGAUCAAGGUUCUUGAAGAAGAUGCGGAUUCAUUUGCCAGGCGAGCAGAGAUGUAUUACCGUAAGCGUCCUGAACUUCUGAAACUGGUUGAAGAGUUCUAUCGUGCGUACCGCGCAUUAGCCGAACGGUAUAAUCAUGCAACCGGCGUACUCCAUCAGGCUCACCAGACUAUAGCAGAAGCGUUCCCAAACCAAGUUCCCUUGAUAUUUGGUGACGAGUCACAUGUUGGUGCUUUGACAAAUGACGUUUAUCCACAAACACCGGAGAUGCCUCCUCCUAUCCGAGCUCGUGUUGACUCGGACGAGCUGCAAAAAGGUGCUCUUGGGUUGACUUUACCUCACUUUAGUGAAGAACCUCCGUUUAUGAGUAAUGGCAAAGUAAGAAAAGGACUGAAUUUUAAUGAUGGGGAUGGGAAAGGAAGAGAUGUUCCCAAGGCCCAAAUUCUUUCGGAAUCUGAACGAGCUAGCAAAGCUGAGGCUGAAGUUGUGGCUUUGAAAGAUUCCCUUUCUAAGAUGGAGGCUGAGAAAGAAGCUAGCUUAGCUCAGUUUGACAAGAACUUGGAGAGACUCUCGAAUCUAGAAUCCGAAAUAUCUCGUGCGCAAGAGGAUUCAAGGAGACUUAAUGACAGAGCCGCAAGCGCAGAAGCUGAGAUCCAAACACUCAGAGAAACCAUUGACAAGAUAGAAUCUGAAAAGGAAUCCAGCCUUCUUGGUUAUCAGCAAUGCCUGCAAAAGAUAGCUCUUUUGGAAGAUGAAAUAAGUGAGCGAGCCAGCGAAGUUGAAGCUGAAACUCUCGCCUUGAAGCAGAGCCUUGCGAAAGCUGAAACUGACAAGGAAGCCGCUCUUGUCCAAUACAGGCAAUGCUUGAAAACAAUAUCUAAUGUAGAAGAGAGACUGAGGAAGGCUGAGGAAGAUGCAAGGCUUACCAAUGAGCGUGCUGAAAAUGCUGGGGUAGAAGUUGAAAACUUGAAGCAAAAAAUCUCGAAACUGGUCGAGGAUAAGGAAGCUUCUGAAGUUAAAUACCAGCAGUGCCUUAAUAUAAUUGCGGAGCUGAAACUCAAACUGUACCAUGCUCAAGAAGAAACCCAAAGGCUUAGCAGCGAGUUAGAGGAUGAAGUUGCUAAGUUAAAGUUUUCUGAGGAGAAAUGUAGUGUGCUUGAGAGAUCAAAUCAGAAUCUUCACUCUGAGCUGGAUGGUCUCCUGGAGAAACUGGGGAGUCAAAGUCAGAAGCUCACUGAGAAGCAAACAGAGCUGGUCAAAUUGUGGAGUAGUGUACAAGAAGAGCAUUUGCGUUUCCAGGAAGCCGAGACCGCGUUUCAAACCCUACAGCAAUUGCACUCUCAGUCUCAAGAGGAGCUAAAUAUUUUGGCUGUGGAACUUCAAACCAGGUCCCAAAUCAUGAAUGACAUGGAGAUUCGAAACAGUGAGCUGCAUGAGGAAAUUCAGAAAGCCAAGGUUGAGAACAAAGGUCUCGGUGAGCUCAAUCUCUCUUCGGUAGCAUCAAUUAAAAGUUUGCAAGAGGAUGUCUCAAGUUUAAAAGAGACAAUACGAAAACUUGAAGCAGAAGUUGAACUAAGAGUGGACCAGAGAAAUGCUUUGCAGCAAGAGAUACAUUGUCUUAAAGAGGAACUAAGUCAAGCAGGGGAGAAACACCAGUUGGUUGGAACAUCAGUCAAAGAGUUUCAGGAGGAAAAUUCAACCUUCAAAGAAUGCUAUGAGAUAGCAAAAAGCGAAAAGAUGGCUCUUCUAGAGAAGCUGGAAACAAUGGAAAAGCUUGUUCAGAAAAACCUUGUGUUGGAAAACUCUAUAUCAGAUUUGGAUUUCGAGUUGGAAGCAAUCAAAGGAAAGUUGAAAAUGUUGAAGGAAGCUUGUCAGUCACUCUCAGAAGAGAAAUCAGGUCUUAUUUCUGAAAACCAACACACGGCCAUUGAGAACAUCGUCCUUGUUGAAUUUCUACGACAACUUAAUUCGGAAGCAGUUGGUAUUGCAAUAGAAAAGAAGAACCUUGAGGGAAAGGCAAGGAAAACUGGUGAUAAGCUAAUAGAUGCAGAAACUGAGAAUUUGCAGUUGAAGAGAAACCUGGUUUCCAUCAGAUCAGCCAAAGAUCAUUUGGAAGACGAAAUUGCUAAUGUGAAUGAUCAGUUACGUGAGAAGGAAAAGGAACUUGAAGAAAUCAAAGCGGAGAAAGAAAAGUUGAAUGAAGAGGUUUUUAAAGAGAGGAGUGAAGCUGAAUUGUGGGAGUCUCAAGCUGCAACAUUCUUCUGCGAUAAGCAGAUCUCGGCUGUACAUGAAACAAUGAUCAAAGCGAUGACUCAUGAGCUAGCUGAAGCCUGCAACAAUGUUGAAAGUAGAAGCGCAUCAAAAGACGUGGGCAUUGAAAAGCUUAAGAGAAGCCAAGCCUUUGUCUUGUUGAAUGAAAGCAUUAAAUCCUUGGAGGAUUAUGUUUUCGUACGCCGUGAAUCUAAGGAUGAACUUUCAAAGGACGCUGAGGAUGAAUGUCCCAAGUUGGAAGAUAUGUCUUUGAGAAUCAAAGCUAUUGGAGAGGCAAUAAUGGAAAAGGAAAAACUUUUGAUGCUUGAGAACUCGAAUGCUUACUCUAUGCUCGAGACAGCAUUGAAACAAGUCAAGGAAUCAAAAAACGGCGGAGGUAGAAGCAUGAGGAAGCAGGAAGGAGGAAGUGGCAAAAUGCGGAAGCCGAGUCACGAGAUCGAGAUAAUAACGAAAGAUAUCGUGCUUGAUCAAACAUCUGAUGGAUCAUCAUAUGAGAUGACAAGUAAGAAAGGCGCUUUGGAGUUUGAUGGUCAGAGUUUUUUUGAGCUAAAGCCGGUGAAGACUCGAAAGACAGAAACUCCGGUUAAAGCCAAAGGUAAAUCUCUGUCUGAGGAGUCAUUGGUUGUCGAUAAGUUAGAGAUUUUCGAUGGAUUCAUGGAUCCGAGCAGAGAAGUAAACAAGAGGAAAGUUCUACAAAGACUUGCUUCGGAUUUACAGAAGCUGGAGAAUCUUCGGAUCACUGUAGAAGAUUUGAAAAACAAAGUGGAAACAGAGGAGAAGGACAAGAAGAAAGCAGGAGGAGACGAGUAUGAAACGAUCAAAGGACAGCUCGAAGAAGCAGAGGAAGCGAUAGAGAAACUGUUUAACGUCAACCGAAAUCUGACCACUAAAGCCGAAUCAGAGGAGGAGAGUAAUCGAAGUAGGAGAAUCUCGGAGCAGGCGAGAAGAGGAUCAGAGAAGAUUGGGAGGUUACAGUUGGAGAUACAGAAGGUUCAGUUUCUGCUGAUGAAACUUGAAGGAGAGAGAGAGAAUCGAGCUAGGUCGAAAAUUUCAGAUACCAAAUCGAAAGUUCUUCUUCGGGAUUAUAUCUAUGGUGGAACGAGAAGCGUAUCGAUGAAGAAGACGACAAAGAAGCGGCCUACAUUUUGUGGUUGCGUUCAGCAGCCGCGGUCUCCAUAAACUUGCUGAAAAUUGAAACUGUUGUUACUUCACUCGCAAGUAACCAAAGUUUAAUAUAACAGCGUUUGCGAUUGUGUUUUUGAACGCAAACGCAGUAGUAGUAGUGCGUUUAAUUAAAUAACAGACUAGCUUUUCAAUGCUUUAUUCUUGAUGAAAAUAUAACCGUCAUUUUAGGAAACGAGAGACUCCAAUUAUUGGUUUUUGUAUUUUAAUGAAUUUAGAAAAAAAAAAUCAAAUCCACUCAAAUAUCAAGAUUAAGUGGG